AUGAAGUGGACUGACCUUCUGGCCUUAAGGCGCACUUUGCGGGAGUUCGUUGAUUGGGAUGACUAUGUGGUGCACGAGAUGGAACGCCUCCGCAAUGGCCUCUACUACACCGCACAGCUCUGCGAUGGCAGCGCUGUGCCUGCACUCUCCUUGUGCCACGACGUGUUGACCAACUUGCGCUUUGGCCUUCCUCACAUCACACAGGCUGAAGACUUGGAAGAAGUCCCAAUGUCCGUGCUGCGCUUUCCACAUCGAGAAGUACCAGGCUUUGAAAACUUACCAAUGUUUGUGCGGUUCAAUGAGCUUGGGCAGACUAGGCCUCAGAGGGAUCAAUCCAUGACUGAGGCUUUGGCCGCCGUGGGAGACUUAGGCAUUUUUAUCAAGGCUGCAAAAAGAUGCGGCGGCCUGGAAGAAUUCCAAGAUGACUUACAGGUCGCCUUGAAGACGAUGUCGCAACUUGCCCGCUUACGGCCACAGGCCUGGGUGGAAGCCUUGGACAAUGUCAAGGCCAAACGGCCACAGGCCUGGGUGGAAGCCUUGGACAAUGUGAAGGCCAUGGCCGUGACAAAGCAGGUUCCGAGUGCCUCACCUGGCCUCACCGUGGAGAUGGAGCUGGAACUGGUCUCUGACAAGGAUGAUGUGGAAGUGGCCUACGCCUUGGUGACACCCGGCGGCCAGCCCUUUGGGGAUCUCCUGCAAUUCCGGGUGGAAAAAACGGAGGUGGAGAGUCCCAUUUGCGUCAUCCUGAAGGCUCCUGAGACCUGUGUCGAGGGGCUGCAGGGUGAAGUGAAGAUGAUGCGUUGGACACUGGCCAACAUCAGCAAGGUCAGUUGGCCGAAGGACGCCUGCUGCCAGCUGUUCUACAACACUCCGGGCUUUGCCAAUUUGCCAUGCAGCAUCGAAAUGCCUGAGGAAGUACCUGCAGGCAUGACUGUCGAGGUGGAGGUGCCAGUGCUGCUGCCAGAGAAGGAAGGCCAAUUCAAAGCCAUGUGGGCCGUCACAUCGCCCUCCCUGAGCGACUUUGGCGAGGUGCUGAUUACAGAGUUUAAAGUGAGCGACUUCCCCUUCAUGGAAUGGAUGCUGGCCGAGGAAGCUGAGGUGGCCAGUUUUUCCAUGGUGAGCUCAGCACCCAGCGAGGCACCUGAAUUGCUCCAUGUGUCUUCUACCGCUGCCGCUACCUUUUCUGCUGAGCAUUUGAUGCACGAACACGUGCUGCCUACACACAUGGAGGUGACCUAUCCUGAAGAUUUGGAGGGCAAAGAUGGCUAUGUUUCCCUGGGAUCCGUUCACGGUUGUGGAGCCUGGGUGGUUCAGAUCAUCUUAAAGAACGAUGGCCCGGUGCCGUGGCCACAGGACAGUGCGCUGACCUGUUGCUUUGGCAGUGGCUUUGGCUGUCCGCGCUUGCCCAUGGACAGUGUUCAGCCCGGAGAGGGAGUAUGCCUCACCAUGGAGUUGGAGGUGAAGGAUGGGCCCAGCAUGUCUGGCUGGGUGCUGAGUAGCGGAGACACCGUCUUCGGUCCCGUCUUCUUAGCUCAGGUGUCCUGA
This is a messenger RNA of Cladocopium goreaui, 1545 nucleotides long. Lineage: Eukaryota; Dinophyceae; Suessiales; Symbiodiniaceae. The record is from the annotation of a GenBank genome assembly.